Messenger RNA from Acromyrmex echinatior (Panamanian leafcutter ant), 478 nucleotides. Its product is annotated as odorant receptor 13a-like. Gene Ontology annotation, molecular function: olfactory receptor activity; odorant binding. Gene Ontology annotation, cellular component: plasma membrane. Gene Ontology annotation, biological process: detection of chemical stimulus involved in sensory perception of smell; sensory perception of smell. The record is from RefSeq and is a predicted model, not a curated record. Lineage: Eukaryota; Metazoa; Arthropoda; Insecta; Hymenoptera; Formicidae.
AUGGGGGUAUUGUGCGCAUCCUGGUUUGGUACUUUUUCAAUAGAUGAAGACAUCACUGUGAUUGCGUUACAGUAUGGCGACAUUAGUGAAAUGUUGAAGUACCUAAUGUAUAUUUUUGGUCAAGUAUUACACAUGUUUUGCUUCAGUCUGCAAGGUCAGAGAUUGAUCAAUCACAGCAUACAAUUGCGCGACAAAAUAUACAAUUCGUCCUGGUAUAAAAUACCUGUGGAAUCACAAAAGUUGCUUCUGCACGUUAUGCGAAGGAGUAUGGAACCUUGUUUUUUGAGCGCAGGCAAGAUUUAUGUCUUCUCUUUGAAAAGCUUCACCACGGUAAAGAUUAUUUAUUUUAUUAUUGUCUCUUGUUUCUUUGAAGACUUUCUUAAAAAUAUCGGCUCUUAUUUUUAAGGUUAUGCAGUCUUCGGUGUCAUACUUUACCGUCCUUGCGUCCUUCUAAUGAUUAAUAGUCAAUAUAUAAUUU